AUGUAAAACCUUGACAUUUUUGGAAGUUAAAUUCUUUUUUGUUUCUAAAAUUCGAAAAAGUAUCAAACAAGAAUAGGAGGAUUCAUAACAUUAGGAAUAAUAGCAAUCAUAAUAAUAAGACUUUUUAUUAUAUGGUUGGAGGUUUAUAAUAGAGCUAAUCCAAAUGUUAUUUAAAAAGAGAGAUAGGUUUACUCUCCUGAAAAAUUUGUUUUCGAUAAAACAAAUACUCAAUUUGCCUUUGGAAUGUAAGAUCCUGUCCAAUAUAAUUAAUUUAUUGAUCCAUAGAUUUAUACUGUUUCAGUAACUUAAUACACAUAAACAACUGUGAAUGAUCCUAAAACAGGUUUACCAACUUCAAAUUACACUCAAAGGUAAUUAAAAGUUGGAAUAUGCAACUAAAAAAACUUUUAAAAUCCUAGCACUCAGAAGAAAUUUCAAAGCAUAGAUUAUUAAAAUCUUUAUUGUAUAGAUCCUGAUGAAUAAAUAGUCUUAGAAGGUGAUUACGGUUAGUAGUCUUUUAAUUAUGCUGUAAUAACUGUAAGUUAAUGUGUUUCUGGAUGUAAAAGUAAUGAUAUACUUGAUUAAUAUCUAAAAAGUGGGUUUUUUUCUUUGUAUUACACAGAUAUUACAGUUGAUCCUGUAAUCAAAGAUAACCCUUUUGUGUUUUUCAAUCGUGAUUUAUAUUGGACAACUUCAAAUAAGUCUCCCUAAGUUUUAAAUAUGUAUUUCAGAAAUGAUUAUGUAGAAAGCGAUUUUGGAUGGAUUACUUCAGAUAUAUAGACAGUUAGAUAUCCACAAUACUCAACUUAAGAUAUAAGUUCUAUCUAAUCGAGUGAUUUUUUCUUUCAAGUUGUUAUUAGGUUUGAAAAGUCAAAAGAAAAUUUAUUUUAAAGAAAAUAUUAGACAAUAAGCGAUAUCAUUUCUCAGAUAGGUGGAUUUGCUUAGACUUUGAUAGCAUUUGGUUUUCUUUUAUGUUCUUAUUUUUCAGAGAUAAGCCUUAAUAAUUCUAUUAUUAAUGAAGCAUUUAAUUUUAGAAAUUAAAAUCAAAAAAAGGACUAAUCAAAUUAAAAUGAUACUUAAAAAUUGAAUAAUGAUUAAUUGUUUGAUCCUAACAAUAAUCAAUAAAUUGUAAAUUAGAACUCUAACAAAUUUGAGUUAAAAAAUUAAGUACUUUUUUCUGUGGACAAACUAAUGAGUGAUAAUUAAGAUUCUAAAUUAAUUCAAGCGAAUUUAUAAUAAGAAAAUGUAUUCUAAGGAAAUUAAACAAAAGAAGUAGAUGAAAAAAGUAAUAAAAAUAAAAAACCAUUUUAAUUAAAAAAGUAGUAUACUUAAAAUUAAAUUAAGCUAAGUCAAAUUGUUUAGAGGAAAACUAAAAAGUAAAAUAAUUUAGAUGCGUCAAAUAAUAAAGGAAAUAAUAUAAAAUAACCUGAAAAUAUCUCUAAAAAUAAGGAUAAUAUAGAUGCUACCAAAUUUGAUUAAGAAGUAAAAAAAAUGUUAAAUGAAGAAACAAAUUGUAUGUAAAUCAGCUUUUUCGAAUACCUAAAACUGCAUCUAUGGCCUUUUAACAAAGAGAUAAGAAAUAAAAAGAAAAUAAUUGAUUAUAGUGUAAAUAAGCUUUAUCAUCACAUCGAUUUACUUAAUGUUAUCAAAAAAUUGAUUGAAGUAGAUAAAUUAAAACGAAUUCUGAUGGAUGAUGAUUAAAUAAAACUGUUUGAGUAUUUACCAAAACCAACAAUCUCAGAUUAAGAAGUAUUGAACGAAAAGUUACAGAAUGAUAAAUAGGAUGAAAAUAACUUUAAAGAUAUAUUUUAUUAAGAUACAAGAUCAGAAUCUCAGAAGCUUUAAGAUGCAUAUGAGGCAUACAUUAAAAUAUCUAAAAAAAAGAGCCUAAAUAUAAUAGAUUAAAAGAUAAUGUUGAAUAUUGACUAAAAUCUAGUCAACAUCUUUAAGAUUGCUUAAGAAAAUAAUCUUUAAGGAUAAGAGGAAAAUUUGAAAAUUUUUAAUUAAAAUAGUUGUGCUUAAAACAAAUCAAUUAGUGAUACAAAUUAAAUGGUAAAUCAAACACCUAUGUUGCAGUCAUAUGGAGAAAUUAAUAAUAAUCAAUCCAAAAUCGAGCAAUAAAAACGAAAUGAAAAAUUGGUUACUCAAAAAUAACUUCUAGGCUCUCACGCCAAUUCUUAAUAAGAAAUAGAAUCAGAAUUUUAGAUUCCUGAAGAUAAUGAAAGUUAAAAUAAGCAUGAUUUAAAUUUAAAUCCUAUGUAUUUUAGUAAUUCUAAAGCCUAAUUUAAUAAUAAUAAUAAAAAAUGA
This is a messenger RNA of Tetrahymena thermophila SB210, 2307 nucleotides long. RefSeq names its product ABC transporter family protein. Gene Ontology annotation, molecular function: double-stranded DNA binding. The record is from RefSeq and is a predicted model, not a curated record. Gene Ontology annotation, biological process: reciprocal meiotic recombination. Lineage: Eukaryota; Ciliophora; Oligohymenophorea; Hymenostomatida; Tetrahymenidae. The transcript is spliced from 2 exons. Gene Ontology annotation, cellular component: nucleus.